Molecule: messenger RNA, 2590 nt
Organism: Ictalurus punctatus (channel catfish)
Lineage: Eukaryota; Metazoa; Chordata; Actinopteri; Siluriformes; Ictaluridae
Gene: lgi1b
Product: leucine-rich, glioma inactivated 1b
Exons: 8
Coding region: 198-1985 (595 amino acids)
Biological process (GO): myelination
Molecular function (GO): protein binding
Source: RefSeq, a predicted model, not a curated record
CCAUUGGAUGAGACCCUGUACACAUUUUUAUGUAUUGUAGGAGCGUCGCCUUGUCGGGGUGGCAUGCUCUCUAUACAAGGCUGGCACGAGGCUUUAUAGGGAUUUCUAUCCAAUAACGGUUCAUUUGAUUGACGCUAUACUCGUUGUGCUGCAUUCGAUUGAGUGUGUUUGUUUUGAACUGGAAGUCUUGGUCUUGCAUGUGCUUUUUUUUUUUGCAUGUGUUUAUAUUCGGGACGAGACGCUUGGGUGCCUUUCUGAGACCGAGGCGCAUCCGUAUAGUUGUGGGUUUGCUCCGGAGCAGCUCGUGCGCUGAGUGUGUCCGUGUCCCAGGCUCUGAAGUGAACCGGGUCAGAAUGGGACACGGCGGCGGGACACUGGGCUUCACUGUGACGCUGCUCUGCGCCGCAGCGCUCUGUCUCUCGGCUGAGAGCCGCAGGGGGAAUAAACAGCCCCGCUGCCCCGUGGGAUGCACGUGCACCAAAGAUAACGCCUUGUGCGAAAACAUCAGGACUGUUCCGAACACCUUCCCUCCGGACGUCGUCUCACUAUCCUUCGUGAAGUCCGGCUUCAGUGAAAUCGCCCCAGGAAGCUUCCUCCACACGCCGUCUCUUCAGCUGCUCUUGUUUACAGCCAACACUUUUGACUCUAUUGAUGAAGAUGCGUUUCAGGGCCUGCCACAUCUGGAGUACUUGUUUAUUGAAAACAACAAAAUCGAGUCCAUGUCACCUUUGGCCUUUAGAGGUUUGAAAUCUCUCCUUCAUCUGAGUCUUGCCUAUAAUAACCUUGAGACGUUACCCAAAGAUGUUUUCAAGGGGAUGGAUGCCUUAACAAAAGUGGAUCUUCGAGGGAACAUGUUCAUCUGUGAUUGUAAACUGAAAUGGCUAGUUGAGUGGAUGCACAACACCAACGCGACAGUGGACCCGAUACACUGUAGCGGGCCGCCGCUUUAUCAAGGGAGGAAGAUCAACGAGCUGAUGCCUCAGGCGUUUGACUGUAUAACUGCAGAGUUUGUUUCCAAGAAGACCCUGAAGUUCGAGUCUAUCUCAGCGGAGACCUUCACUGUUGGGAACGAUCAGUAUGCGGUGUUUGCACAGCCUUUUGCGGGAACAUGUAGCUUCAUGGAAUGGGACCACGUCAACAUGGAGUUCAGACCUUUUGACAGUAUAGAGAGUACCUCCACCGUGGUCUGUAAGCCAAUGGUGAUUGAUGACCAGCUUUUCAUUAUUGUCGCAAAACUGUUUGGGGGCUCACACAUUUACAAGCGGGACACAUCAGCCCACAAGUUCAUCAAGAUCCAAGACAUUGAUAUCCUGAAGAUCCGCAAGCCCAACGAUGUCGAGACGUUCCGCUUGGACGGCGAGUGGUUCUUCGCAAUUGCUGACAGCUCCAAAGCAGGCUCCACUACUGUGUACAAGUGGAACGGCAACGGCUUCUACUCACACCAGUCUCUACAUCCGUGGCACCGUGACACGGAUUUGGAGUAUCUGGAGAUCGGUGGCAAACCUCAUCUGAUCCUGUCCAGCAGCUCGCAACGGCCCGUCGUCUAUCAGUGGAGCCGGAGCCAGAGGUUUGAGCGGCGCACAGACAUCCCUGAGACGGAGGACGUAUAUGCCGUGAAGCACUUCAGAGCCAGGGGUGAGCUUUAUAUCUGCCUGACACGCUUCAUUGGCGACUCGAAGGUGAUGCGGUGGGAUGGUGCCAUGUUCACCGAGGUGCAAAGUGUGCCAUCACGUGGCUCCAUGGUCUUCCAGCCUGUGACAGUCGGAAGCUGGCAGUAUGCCAUCCUGGGCAGCGACUACUCACUCACGCAGGUCUACCAGUGGGACUCCAAGAAGGGCCGCUUUGUGCACUUCCAGGAGCUGAACGUCCAAGCCCCAAGGGCUUUCUCCCUGGUAUCCAUUGACAACCAUGAGCUCCUGCUCGCCUCCAGUUUCAAAGGGAGGACACAGAUCUAUGAGCACCUCAUCAUCGAUCUGAGUAAUUGAAGCAAUGCUUGAAGGUUUUUUGCUGAAAGUGCCCGGGGACAGACCGAUGGAGACGCGCUUGCUGUCAGGACUCACGUGCGUUAUCUAGAUGACUAACGAUGCUUCCAGAUGACCGCCUCUCUAGAGGUUCUUUGUGUCCUCCACCAUUGUUGUCAUCAUCUAGUCUGCACUUUUCAGUUUUGCUCUUUUUAACCCCUCCUCCUCUUAACAAAAGCCAUUGUCCAUGUAUUAUCUCCCUCUGAACAAAAGCUAGAGGGACAAUAAUAAAGAAACACAAAACUGCAAAUUAAGUGAUUAACUGUUGACACCAUAAUAGGUUGGCCAGGAAAUUGUUGACAGAUUUUUUUUUUUUUUUUUUUUUUUUACUGUAGUCUUAAACAGUUUGUAACUUUUAUACAAAAAAAACUUAAUCUGACUGACAAUGUUUUUUACACUAAUUAUGGUAGUUUGAACAGACAAUUUUGUAAUCAGGUUAAUCAUACUGCAUUGAAUUUAGACGUGAUAGUAUUUUGUAGGUAUGUCAUUUUAAACAGAAGGUUUUUAGCCGUGUAAUUGUUUGUUCUUUGUCGUUACUGUGUAGAAAUAAUAAACCACUUUAAUAUAAA